Camellia sinensis is the source of this 1578-nucleotide messenger RNA. NCBI's taxonomy places the organism in Eukaryota, Viridiplantae, Streptophyta, Magnoliopsida, Ericales, Theaceae. The record is from RefSeq and is a predicted model, not a curated record.
AGAAUUUCCCUUCUUCAUUUCGUUGGCAAGUCCCUCUCACUUCCAGUUUCAUCUCACUUCAAAAUGGCCAGUUUUCCAACUGUGAUGAUCCUCAGCCCACCACCCCAAUCACUCCCAUUCCUCCUCCAAUCUCAACACCAACAACAACCAUCAAAUCUCUCUUCACUACACAACCCUCAAACCCUAACAAUCUUCACCCACAACCCCUUCCCUCGAGCUCCGAAAAUGGCAGUACCUGCAAUCAGAGCUCAAGCAAUCACCAAUCCCACUGGUCUAGGGCUUGUUCAGAAAGCGAUACAGUCGUUCCAAUCUUCGCCGCCUACUUGGCAAUCGGCAAUUCUCAGCAAUCUUGUCAUAUUCGUAGUGGGUUCUCCGAUUCUUCUCUCCGGACUCUCUCUCCCUGGCAUUGGGGCUUCCUUCUUGCUCGGCACUCUCACAUGGCGCGCUUUUGGACCCUCUGGUUUUCUUCUCGUCGCUUCGUAUUUCGUUAUUGGCACAGCGGCCACAAAGUUGAAAAUGGCACAAAAGGAGGCUCAAGGGGUUGCUGAGAAGAAGAAAGGAAGAAGAGGACCAGAAAGUGUGAUCGGUUCCAGUGCAGCUGGUUGUGUUUGUGCUUUCCUUUCAAUAUUUGCAGUUGGUGGAAUUGCAUUUUCUCGCAUUUGGGAACUUGGUUUUGUUGCUAGUUUCUGUACUAAACUGAGUGAUACUGUCUCAAGUGAAGUAGGAAAAGCAUAUGGCAAAACAACGUACCUAGUCACGACGUUUAAGACAGUUCCAAGGGGAACCGAAGGAGCUGUGAGUGCUGAGGGAACCCUUGCUGGACUUUUAGCUUCAAUUCUUCUUUCUUCUGUUGGUUGCUUGAUGGGUGAGAUAUAUGUACCUGAGGCUAUGAUUUGUGUAGUAGCUUCCCAGAUUGCUAAUCUUGGUGAGAGCCUCAUAGGUGCUGCCCUCCAAGAGAAGGAAGGAUUCCAAUGGCUGAACAAUGAUGUUGUUAAUGUCAUCAACAUAUCUAUGGGCAGUGUUUUGGCAAUACUGAUUCAGCUAAUUGUGCUCCAAAACUGGUAUACAUAGUUUCAGAAGAUCACCCAUUUUAUAGCAUCUCCUGAGGAAAUGAGCACAGUUCAAAGCCCAUCGUAGCUUACAAAAUUUGUGAAUAUUGUGAUUGAAAACUGAAAGCAACGCCAGACCGCCAAACUCAACUGGGCAUGGUACCUAUGAAGCAUGAUCCCCGGAAAUCUUGGAGCCAUUUCAAACUCAAUUGUUUCUAUUAUUUGUAAGUGCCCCCGUCUCUCUGUUGCGCGAAGGACCAAGCAGUUUGAUUAUGUUCACUAUGAUUUGUAAAACAUCAGUUCUUUCAUUGUAAUUUCAGUGCCAAAACAGAGCUUCUGUAUCUACUUUUUAUUUGUUUUCCUGUGCCUUCGAGUCUCUUGAGCAAGGCAGCUUAUUUUUCUGGAGGUAAAGCUAAAAACUUCUGUUCAUUUUGUGUACUCAAAUCUGAUCAAACAAUUGAUGCUUGGUUUGAUUGCCAUAAAAAUGGCUCCAAAAAAAUGAAAACUUUCUUUCGAUGUUGAUUGAAAA